Molecule: messenger RNA, 740 nt
Organism: Acanthocheilonema viteae
Lineage: Eukaryota; Metazoa; Nematoda; Chromadorea; Rhabditida; Onchocercidae
Source: the annotation of a GenBank genome assembly
UCCGACGUCUAAACCAAAGUCAGACGAAAGAGGGACAAACCAGAGAUACCAUUACUCAAAUCCAAGAUCCUGCACAGAAGAAAGGUGCGCUAAGAUUAAUGAUAAAAGGAUUAUUAUUGAUAACAAUGAUUUCGAUGAUGGUAACGCGAAGCAUGGCGAAGAAAAAUUGCAAAUGGGUAUCUGGAAUGCCGCUUAACGUGCCUGAAAAAUGGAACUGCAGGGAAAUCACAACUCAAAAUGCCACAACAAUAACUGCCACAGUGUACACCCGAACACACAUACGAAUACCGACUAUAAAAUGUAGCAAUAUCACUCGGACAAUAUGCGCUAAAGCAUUCCUCAGAUGGUCAUUGUCAGUAGUUUCCGAUCAAACAAUUACCCCCGCAACUACACGAGUUUUGCAAAGCCUUGAACGCGACAAAAAAGUGCGUCUGGACUAUUUGGGUCCCACCUCUGUCGAAACUGAAAUGGGACUGUCAAAACGAUGGGUCGCCCUAUUCACUUGCUUCACUACCAGAGCCGUGCAUUUGGAAAUGGCAGAUAAUUUAUCCGCCGAAAGCUUCCUAAAUGUGCUCAGAAGAUUCGUAGCCCGGCGCGGUUAUCCGGAAUUGAUUCUAAGCGACAACGCCAGUCAGUUCCAACUGGUCUUCAAAACUAUAAUGAACCAGGAAAAGGAUGCCAUAGAAUUCAUUGUAAAAGGAGAAAUGAAGUGGAAAAACAUUAUUCCGAAGGCUCCUUAG